GCGGGGAAGGGUCAGGAGCUUCUGGCCUUUGGGCUCAGGCCCAGGCCUUGGGCGCUGGCGACAGUCGCGCUUGGUUCUGCGGCUACAGAGGAGUAUCAGCUCCCGCCCCGCGCGCUCCGGCCAUGGAUGCCUCAGGCUCCUGGGCUCUGGCCCUCCUCAGUUUCUCCGCGUCCGGGGUCGCCCGGCAGCCGCGGUCCACCUGGGUUGGCAUCGCCGCCUUGGGACUUGUUGCGGUGGCGCUGGGGACUGUGGCCUGGCGUCACUCUCAUCUCCGACGGCGCCGGCGGCUGCAGCAGGUAGGGACCGUGGCACAGCUCUGGAUCUACCCGAUCAAGUCCUGCAAGGGUGUGUCAGUGAGCGAGGCGGAGUGCACGGACAUGGGGCUGCGCUGCGGCCACCUGCGCGACAGGUUUUGGCUUGUAAUCAAUGAAGAGGGGAACAUGGUCACUGCCCGGCAGGAACCUCGCUUGGUCCUCAUCUCCCUGACCUGUGAUAACGACACCCUGACUCUCAGUGCAGCCUACACAAAGGACCUGCUGCUGCCCAUCACCCCACCUACCACAAACCCAGUACUCCAGUGCAGAGUGCAUGGUAUGGAGGUGCAGGGCAGGGACUGCGGAGAGGCAGCGGCCAAGUGGAUCACCAGUUUCCUGAAGACGCAGCCCUGCCGCCUGGUGCACUUUGAGCCCCAUAUGCACCCCAGAAGUUCUCAGCAAAUGAGGCCUGUGUUCCGGCCCACAGACCAGGUGGCCUACUCAGAUGCAAGCCCGUUCCUGGUCCUUUCUGAGGCAUCGUUGGAAGAUCUCAACUCCAGGAUGGAGAAGAGAGUGAGAGCAUCAAACUUCAGGCCCAACAUAGUCAUUUCCGGGUGUGGUGUUUAUGCAGAGGAUUCUUGGAAUGAGCUUCUCAUCGGGGAUGUGGAACUGAAGAGAGUGAUGGCUUGCACCCGGUAAGAGCCUUUCCUAGCCCUGUGAGGGGGAGGGGCAAGGCCUCUCUGCUUUGUCCUUGUGUGAUGCUCUCUAUGUGUGUCCAGGUGCCUUUUAACCACGGUGGAUCCGGACACGGGCAUCAUGGACAGGAAGGAACCUCUGGAAACACUGAAGAGUUACCGCCUGUGUGACCCUUCGGAGCAAACAUUAUAUGGGAAGUUACCACUCUUUGGACAGUAUUUUUCUCUGGAAAACCCAGGGACAGUCAAAGUGGGAGACCCUGUGUACCUUCUGAGCCAGUGAUGGGAGCUGCACGUUCCAGAAUAGCAGAUGUCUCUUAAAAAUGUAUUUUUAAUACUGACAUCACAUGAAAUGGUUCUUCAGCCUUUUCUUUGGAUCUGCAGUUUCCAAGUUCUUCUUCUAUCAGAUUUCCUUCUGUUUCAACAUUUCCUGGACCCAGCACACAAAGCAGAGAAAUACAGCCUUGCAAGUUUAGCAGGUCCCCAUUAAGUUUCUUGAAGAAUGGAGGGCUUAUCAAAAUGCCCUGUUUAUAAUUAUGGAGUAAUUCUUCUACUUCUGCAUUCAUUUGCCAAGACAGCAGAUGUCCAUCAUCUCCUUUUGGGAGAGAGAGAGAGAGAGAGAGAGAGAGAGAGAGAGAGAGAGAGAGAGAGAGAGAGAGAG
This is a messenger RNA of Acomys russatus (golden spiny mouse), 1610 nucleotides long. RefSeq names its product mitochondrial amidoxime-reducing component 1-like. Gene Ontology annotation, biological process: nitrate metabolic process. The transcript is spliced from 6 exons. Gene Ontology annotation, molecular function: molybdopterin cofactor binding; pyridoxal phosphate binding; nitrate reductase activity. Bases 123 to 953 code for a protein of 276 amino acids. The record is from RefSeq and is a predicted model, not a curated record. Lineage: Eukaryota; Metazoa; Chordata; Mammalia; Rodentia; Muridae. Gene Ontology annotation, cellular component: mitochondrial inner membrane.